Phoenix dactylifera (date palm) is the source of this 2751-nucleotide messenger RNA. Lineage: Eukaryota; Viridiplantae; Streptophyta; Magnoliopsida; Arecales; Arecaceae. The record is from RefSeq and is a predicted model, not a curated record.
CAUCUCCUUUUAGUGCUGUUUUGGGCGCUGGAAAGGAGGAAGGAACAAAGGAGCAAAAGGAGAAGCCAACGCUGCCAUGGUGAUUGUUAUUACAACCGAGAAGAAGACGACGCCAUGAAGAACCCAAGAGAGGAGGAGAAGAAGAAGAAGGAGAAGGGAAGCAGCAAUGCGACCUCCAAUCUCGAGUCGAGGUUCAAUCAGACCCUCAGAAGCGUCCAGGAGUACGAUCUUGAUCUAGUGCCUUCGCAUUAGAUUUGUUCUCUUCUAGCUUGUCUCGGACGAUGUGGAAACCAACCGAUUCUUGGUGGAAAGCUACUAUUAGGCAGCAGCUUUCCUGGUAAAGUUUCGCUGACCCGCAAAUCUGAGCCCUCGAGCGAGUUGACCUCACCUGUACGCCAACAAAACUUUGAGAGAAGUUACUCUGAAAAUGAUAUGGGCCAAAGUAAAAGGGCAAAUAAUUCUUCUGAGGAAGAGCUUCAGAGUUCCGGGAACAGGAUAAAAAGUGCAGAAUUUCAAAAGUUGAAAAUAACUAUGACAAACAGUGAGAGUAAAUUGUCAGAUGCCCUGAGAUCUGCUUCUGGAGCUAGAGCUGUAGAUUCUGCAAGAAUUACAAAGUUCACAAAAGCACUGUCUGGAUCAUCUGUCAUAUUAGAAAAAUUGCGUGAAUUAGCUUGGAAUGGCGUACCACCAGAUAUGCGUCCUAGCAUAUGGAGGCUUCUAUUGGGAUAUGCAUCACCUAAUCCAGAUAGUCGCGGGAGACUUUUGACGAGGAAACGACUUGAAUAUGUCGAUUGUGCUUCACAGUAUUAUGAUAUUCCUGAAACUGAACGUUCAGAUGAUGAGAUCAAUAUGCUUCGCCAGAUUGCUGUUGAUUGCCCAAGGACUGUACCUGAUGUCACCUUUUUCCAGCAAGAGCAAGUUCAGAAAUCCUUGGAGCGCAUUCUUUAUACAUGGGCCAUUCGUCAUCCAGCAAGUGGAUAUGUUCAAGGAAUUAAUGAUCUUGUUACACCAUUUCUUAUGGUGUUCUUGUCAGAACAUCUAGAUGGUGGCAUGGAGAGUUGGUCUGUUUCGGAUCUCUCACCUCAGAAAAUCUCUAAUGUGGAAGCUGACUGCUAUUGGUGUCUCUCCAAAUUGCUUGAUAGUAUGCAAGACCAUUACACAUUUGCUCAACCAGGAAUUCAGCGCCUUAUUUUCAAACUGAAAGAGCUAGUUCACCGGAUUGAUGAACGAGUUUCAAGGCACAUGGAGGAGGAAGGGCUGGAGUUUCUUCAGUUUGCUUUUCGCUGGUUGAACUGUCUCCUUAUACGUGAGAUCCCAUUCCACCUAGUUACACGUUUAUGGGAUACUUAUCUUGCGGAAGGAGAUGCACUGCCAGAUUUUCUUGUGUAUAUAUGUGCUAGCCUUUUGUUGACGUGGUCAGAUGAGCUCCUAAAGCUUGAUUUCCAGGAGAUGGUCAUGUUCCUCCAACAUCUUCCAACGCAGAAUUGGACCCACCAUGAGCUGGAAAUGGUUCUAUCAAGAGCAUACAUGUGGCACGUGAUGUUCAACAACUCUCCUAGACACCUUGCAAGCUAGGCAAGCUAAUUUUAGUUCCCUAGUUUAUUUUUCUUUUAUCCAUUCUUUUCUCUGCAGUUAAAUCAUUUUCCUUUAUAUUAUUUUCCAACAGCGGAGGAAGGUUGAGUUGUCAUUUGUAAUCUUAUACAUGUAUUUGCUAUGUGACAGAAUCUGUAAAUGUCAGCAUAUGAAUUUCCAACAUUAUUUUGUAGUACUUUUAAUGAAUUUCAGGGGGUUUUUGUAAGCAAGCAACUUUUCCUUUGUUUGGUAAACUAUAUUUGUUAUCUGCUUGCUCAUUUUAGCAGGUAUAUAGGUUUGAGCUAAUCAAGGACUAGAAAAAGAUUUAAGCCUGCUAUUUAACCUGAAUCUAAACUUUAUUUAGGUGCAUAACAAGACUAGUAAGCCUCUCUUUUGGAGAUCAGCGAGGUGGAAAUUUAGCAGACAGUUUCAUUGUCAUCUCCCAACAUAGUGAAGACCCUGGCUUGGUAUUCAUUUCAGUGAUCAGGAAGUAACAGUUGGAGAUGGCUAAGAAAAUGUGCUUGCUUAUUGAGAAGCAGCUACUGCUAAUGUUGUCUUUUGGUGCUCAUAUAGGGUGUGGCUGAGGGAUUUGAUAUUUGUAACCUAUAAAUGAGGUAGGAUUGCAGUCGCUUAAAAUUUUGGCAGAUAGUCUGUGCCCUUUAUGUUGAGGCGAAUGAUAUUUUAGAAUGACAUUUCACUAAAAAAAAAAAGAAAAAAAAAUCUAUGAUCUGAUAUGUGAGAGGGAUAUUUGUAUUAGAUUACUUUUAAAUGCAGUUUACUAUGCUUUACGGAAAUGAACUGAGCUGUAUUUGUAGUUUUUAGAUGUAUUAUGCAAUGCUACGUGGUAUGUACACAUAAAAAGGUAAGUCAUGGAUCUGCAACAGGAUGCCAAGUUUCUCAGUAUAAUGCACUCAACAUGCAAAAGCUCAUUGUCACUUGGGACUGGAAGUAGGUUCGAUGCUGAUUUGCUGACUAAUCCACAGGGCCAAUAAAAGGCAUAUAGUUUUGAUUUAAACCAAGAGACAACCGAGUUGAGAUUUGAUGUUUAAUUCAGGUCAAAUCUGGAUAAGCAAAUACUAAAAACUUCAGGCCUAGUUUUCGGAAGUAGGAUAAGCAACUGGGGACAACUUGGUAUCUUCCAUGGGUACAACCAGUUCCCAAAUAAAGUGCAUUAAGCAA